This is a messenger RNA of Theileria annulata, 3114 nucleotides long. RefSeq lists its product as uncharacterized. Gene Ontology annotation, cellular component: late endosome; endolysosome membrane. NCBI's taxonomy places the organism in Eukaryota, Apicomplexa, Aconoidasida, Piroplasmida, Theileriidae. The transcript has 14 exons. Gene Ontology annotation, biological process: regulation of autophagosome maturation; endosome to lysosome transport; endosomal transport. The record is from RefSeq and is a predicted model, not a curated record. Bases 1 to 3114 code for a protein of 1037 amino acids.
AUGGCCAAAUCAAACCAGUCGGAUCCUAGAAAUCUCAUAUCCGAGCAAGAAAGUAUUAAUUUAAAUAAAUUCAAAUACCUGCACAAAAAUGUUUUGAAUAAGGAAUCAUCGAGGAUAGCAUCCUCAAUACAAGUGGUAGACGCUCUUAAGCAAUUAGCAGAGUAUUUGAUAUGGGAAGAUAGGACCGAUCAAGAUUAUAUCUUUGAAUACUUCUGUGAAGAAAACAUCAUGGAUUACCUAACGGGAGUUCUAUGCCGCUCUACGUCGAGAACAGUAAGAAUACAACUAAUACAAACAAUCUCAAUGUUGAUACACAAUAUCGGUAAAAAAAAAACUUUGUACUAUAUGCUAAGCAAUAAUUAUUUGAACGAGCUGAUAUCAGUGCCUGAAAUUUAUAGCGGAGGGGACAUCAGCAGCUGGACAGUAUCUUUAUUAAAAACAAUAUCAUCAAUACUGGAUAAAUCGACAAUCAAAUUCUUUUUCCUACAAAAAAAUGAAACCUUUCCAUUGUUGGACAAGAGCCUGCUAUUCCUGAGCAGCCAUGAUAGCAUGAAGAGAGCACACUUUAUGACAAUUAUACUGAAUAUAUUCAAAGUGAACGACAAAGAUGUGAACGAGUACAUUGUAAACAAGUCGGAAAUAUUGUUAAGAUUAGUGUUGUAUUUAAAAUACUGCUGGUUUCGGUUGAACAGAUAUCACAACAAAUACAAAUCAUUCAGCCCGAAUAUUUUAAGUGAAUCAAACGACGUUUUGUGCUUCAUAGAAGAGCUGAUGGAUUUGGAAAUUGAAAUAAUUAACCAAAAAAUCGUUUAUCUCAUGUUUGUAAUUUGCUUCAUACCACUGAUUAAAAGACUAGCCAAAGUUGAUGUGAACACUGAAAAACUUCUUGUGGAUAUCGGCUCACCGCCAAACUACAGCGAUUUGUACAAUAAACUAUCAAACGCCAUCGGGUUAUCAUUUUUUUAUAUUAAUAAUAAAACGCUACUCUUUAAUACGAAUAGCGCUGAUACUACUCCAAAUGUAAACCCACAAAACCAAUGUUCCCCCUCGACCACAAGUUCUAAACCACCUCUUAACAAACUUAAUCGCAAUGAGUCGGACGUAGUUGAAGAAAACAAAACUGAAAAGAACGAAAAAACGGGUUGGCUCCGGGACUACGAACUCAAUAGUUUCGAUAUUCCCAAUGACUCUGAUCUUGAUAAAGAAGAUGUGGUGAUAAACGACGUUAUAUAUAACAUAUUGGUGAAUGUAAUAAUAAACAGUAAAAGAAAGGAGUUUGUUAACCCCUUGACCACACUGUUGUUUUCACCAUUUAUACCACUAGAUUUGUUAUAUACCAUCACAGGCAAAUCUUCUGAUGAAACAAGUCGACCUGAGCCAAAUGACGCUGAUUCGCCGCAAGUUUCGUCCAUAAUAACAACUCCAAGAAACUACAACCCAGAAGAGGAAACAUUUGAAUACAAAAGCUAUAAAAUAGGAGAAGACAGCAUAAAAAUCUUCAAUUUGUUGCUAUCGUUCAAUGACUUUAUGCAUAAGGAUAGCAAAACAAAAUGUGAAUUACAUGGUGGAGGUAAUAUUGAUAGCCAUAAUUACGAAAAGGGGGAAUUAGAGGAAGAUGAACCCUCAAUGAGUUUAGGUGAUGGAUUUGUCAAAGGUUGUUCAGUUGAGAAUAGCUAUAAAACAGUUCUGAAUGUAAUAAUGGGCCUAUUCAUAUACGACGGAUUAAAGUCAUUAAAGUACAAUAACGACAAUAACAAGAUGUUGAAUUUGCUAAAGCUGUUAAUUCACUUGCAAAAUAAGGUGCUUAGUACCGGAAAAAGUAAAAAUAAGGAACAAUGUAACUUGAAGUUAUUAAAGAGCAUCUUUGACAAUAACGAAAUUUACCUGCAAUUGUUCAACGUGAUCAGUAUCAACAUGACCAAUUUUAAUUUUAAUACCUUGGUCUUGAAACUUUAUAACUUUUUUCUGCAAAAUUACAUUAAUUUCAAUACGAAAAACGAGGAUGACUUGAAAUCGCUAAAUAAUAAGACUAAAAUUAAUCCAGAAUUGGAAAAUAGUGUAGAAGAUAAAGGUCAACAAAUUGAUAAGGAUGUUGGCCAAGGAGUUGGAUUUGAAACUGUUAAGCCUGAUUCGCAUGUAGUUGCUAACAGUAAAAUAAUAAAAAUGGACGUUUUGAUAGACGAAAUAAAGUUCCACCUGGACAUAGUGUAUAACAUAAUCAGAAUUUAUAUACUCAAUUCGGUCGAGUCAACGACUACACUGUUGUAUUUAUCGGUUUUUUACGUCGAGUGGAUCAAGUACAUCAAGCUGUACUACAACACACUGCAUUUUACAGCUAGCGAUAUUAUGUUCAUUGAUGUAAAUGAAACCAAGGAGCAGGAAGUUACUAACACUAACCACGAUGCCGUUUUCAACUAUUCACCAAUUGACAUAUUUAAGAGAUACAUCAUGAUGAUACUGAUACUGAAGGAAUUGUACAAUAUCAUAAGCGUUAACAUAAACAGCUAUAAAAAGAAUGACAGAAAGCAGAUUAAGGACAUCAAUGAAACCAACGACUACAUAUACGAAUCAUGUCCAUUAUUUUACAACCAGCUGGACAAAUUAUACAUAAAAAACACUAAAAUUAAAUUAGGUAACGUUAUAAAUACAGUCGACUGCGACGUAAAGUUUUUCAAGUGCCUUAUCAAAAAUAAGAACGAACAGAGAAAUAGAAUAAUACUGUUGCACGACGUCUUCUUCAUACUGGCCAAAGUUAAAAGAAGUCACACUCGACAUAAUAGUGGCCUGAGAAAGAUGAGUAACAGCUUGGAUGAGUCAGACAAGGAAGGCGUUAACCUGGAAAUAACAUGUGUACAUUUGUUGUGGAAUUGUAUUAUAAAGAAAGUCGACAAACAAAACAACAAAUUCAAUAUCUUAAUCUCAUGGCACCCCAAAUUUAAGACUCUAUCUCCAUCAAACAGAUGGAACGAGAACAUAAAUGUGAUGACCAGCGAAUUUGACGUAAUAUUCAAUGAUGUAAACGAUCUAAAUGCAGUUUUAAAGUUACAUAAUAGUAACAAGAAGAACCUAUCGAACAACUCACUUCUGUCUUUACAAGAUUACUUAUACAACUAA